This is a messenger RNA of Synchiropus splendidus (mandarinfish), 2296 nucleotides long. RefSeq names its product cytochrome P450 2F2-like. Gene Ontology annotation, cellular component: cytoplasm; intracellular membrane-bounded organelle. Lineage: Eukaryota; Metazoa; Chordata; Actinopteri; Syngnathiformes; Callionymidae. The record is from RefSeq and is a predicted model, not a curated record. The transcript is spliced from 10 exons. Gene Ontology annotation, molecular function: oxidoreductase activity, acting on paired donors, with incorporation or reduction of molecular oxygen, reduced flavin or flavoprotein as one donor, and incorporation of one atom of oxygen; iron ion binding; heme binding. The coding region runs from base 67 to 1440 and encodes 457 amino acids. Gene Ontology annotation, biological process: xenobiotic metabolic process.
GGGCCAUUUCACCUCCUGCCACGCUCUGUCAGUGCAGGAGAGUUCGGGCUCGUCUAACCAGUCGCCAUGUGGAUCUCGUUGGUGCUGUUCGUCUGUGUGCUCUUCGUGGCCCUGCAGUUCGUCAGGAAGAGGCCCAAAAACUUCCCACCCGGACCAGCUCCUCUGCCUUUGUUUGGCAACAUCCUGAACCUGAACCUGGAGAACCCCCUGAACGACUUCCAAAAGCUGCGGGAAAAGUAUGGAGACGUCUACACCAUCUACGUUGGCUCCACUCCAAUGCUCAUCGUCAACGGGAUGCAGGCUGUCAAAGAGGCUCUGGUCACCAAGGGCACGGACUACGCUGGACGACCUCAGGACCUUUAUUCCAAUGACGUCACGGGAAACCAAGGAGUGAUUCUGGCUGAUUAUGGAUCCCGCUGGAAGGAACUUCGUCGCUUUGCUUUGAUGACUCUGAGGAAUUUUGGAAUGGGGAAACAGUCGAUGGAGGAGAGGAUUCUGGGAGAGAUCCAGUACAUUGUUCGCGAGCUGGAGGCCAGCGUGGGCAAAACCACGAGUCCUCAGGUCAUGUUCCACAACGCCGCGUCCAACAUCAUCUGCCAGGUUCUGUUCGGCCGGCGCUACAACUACGACCACUACAACAUCAGAACCAUCAUCCGCUGCUUCACUGAGAACGCCAAGUUGGCCAGUUCCCCCUGGUCCGUGUUGUACGACAGUUUUCCCAUAAUUCGAGGCUUGCCGCUGCCAUUUGCCAAAGCCUUCAAGAAUGUUGCAACAUGUAACAAGAUCACCAACGAUGUGGUGGCGGAGCUGAAGAAGACCAGAGUGCCUGGAAAUCCGCAACAUUUUGUCGACUGCUACCUGGAUGAAAUGGACAAAAGAGAAGCAGAAACAGAAGCCUUUUCAGAGAAGCAGAUGGUCAUGUACUGUUUGGAUCUUUACUUCGCCGGGACCGACACCACAUCCAACACUCUGCUGACUGGCUUCCUCUACCUGAGCACCCACCCUCAUAUUCAAGAGCGCUGUCAGAAGGAGAUCGACGAGGCGCUGGCUGGGAAGGACGAGCCGACGUUUGACGACAGACACAACAUGCCCUACGUGCAGGCCGUGAUCCAUGAAGUCCAGAGGAUCGCCAACACGGUCCCCCUGAGUGUCACGCACUGUGCCAUCAAAGACACCCAGCUGUGCGGAUACUCCAUCCCCAAGUUGCCAGGGUCUUUGCCUUCCUGCCCAGGGUCGGAUGAAGUCGCGAUGACUCUGCAGAUACUUGAUUGGGCGUAUACAAGAUAUGGUUUGCCACUAGUCUCUCACCAGCAGUGUCCCACUCGCGCACGUUUUCCCGUCCGAUACGUGUCACUUCCUCAGGUGCUAAUGUUUAUGUGGAUGCAAACACGCCACACCUCUGAAAUGAGGCACAGCUGCUUUGACUUGAUGGACACCUAAAGCUUGUGUGAAGGUCGAGGGUCACGCUCACAUGCAAAGUGAUUCGCAGUAAAAGCACAGUGCAGAAGAAGACGUUGGCGUGGCAUGAAGAAGCUCUUGAGAGCAGAAGCUAACAUAGGAAACGUUGCAGUUGUCUACAGCUCGUAACUACUAGUACAUUUUCCAGAGAAAUGCCUGCUUUCUUCAGUCAUUUUUACAUUGUGAUGUGAAAAUUGCUCAAUGCUCAUCAGGUAUGAGUAUAAAUAGCAUCAUUUUUUUUUUUUGGAAUGCCAUAUCAGCGGCGAUAUCUCUAAUAGCUCUGUCCAUGUUGCACGCCGUGUCUAUGGCCAUCCUCUUGACGGCUCCACGAUUGUUUGCACACCUGGGUGACGUCCGUACUCACAGGGAUACAGUUCCAGCGUGGCCCUCUGAACGACCUUUGGAUGGGCGAUGACUAAGGGCGUGUUCGGGAUGUGGACACGGGAAUGUUUCGACUCGCUGUCACACGUUCGUCAUGUCCAGAGCCUUUCUGUAAGGUGCUCCUUGCUGCGCAGCGCGCGUUUCAACCAGUAGAAGAAAACAUAAAACGGAGGAAGGCACAUUUCCCCAGGAGCCAAAUUCAAGCCGCUGAUUGGGGAUGAUGAUGGGUUUUGGGGUUGGGUUCCUGGAAAGUCAGAUCUGGACAUGACACAGAGAAACUCCUGCGAUGCAGAGAACAGAAGUGGCCACUUUGACAAUGACCAUUUGUCAUGACCAUGCACUUAUUUAGAGAAUUUUAGUGUAAAAAAAAAAAAAAAAGUUUCAUGAACAGAAUGACAGCAGUGCUUCCACCCACUGCUCAUAUGGGUAAUAAUAGUGACAGCGGCUGUCAGGCCUG